AUGGUCGGAAGUAAAGCAAGGGAGAUAGGCAAUGGUGGUGGUACAGUGGAGGAAGUGCUAGUAUCAAAUAGGUUUGGAAGUUUGGAGGAAGAGGGAGACAAGGAGGAACUUGGGGAUGAUGUGGGAAGAGUGGAUAAGAAUAAAGAGAACGAAAAUACUAUGAAUUUAAACUCGGAAGUCUUGAGUAGAGUGCAUGGGAAGGCUAUAAUGUUUGGUGCAACUAAGGAGGCCAAGUCAUUUGCUGGAACGGAGAAACAAGGGAAUCAACCGAUAACUAGAGGAGAGAUUGAAUUGUCGGUGAACGGAAAGAGAUUGCGAAUCGAAAGGGAAAGUGUUGGCCGACCCGGCGGUGCUUUCGCUGGAGAUGGGGAGUUCGAUGAGAAUGAGAAACACUUGGAUCAAGCUUCUGAGCGAAGGAACAAUCAGGCACAAUUGGCACUACCGGAGAUUCCACAUCUUGACGAAGUGGAAGCUUGUAGAGGUCGGUUGGGAGAAGAACUGAAGGGUAUGGAGUUUCGUAGAUCGAUAAGAUACUUGGUGAAGAAAUUUAGUACAAACAUUCUUGCCGUUUUUGAAACUCAUGCUGGUGGAGCGGCUGCAGGCCGAAUCUGUCAAGGACUGGGCUUUGAAAACUCGUUUAGAGUUGAUGCGUGUGGGAAAAGCGGAGGCUUAUGGUUGCUAUGGCGAUCGGAAAUAGGAGAACUUGAGGUGGUCAAGUCUUCUGAUCAGUUUAUUUAUGCUCGAGUGGGGAACGAAACAGAGGCGAUUAACUUGAUCGUUGUGUAUGCUGCACCUACACCGAUCCAUCGGAGAGGUUUAUGGGCGGAGUUGGGGGAGGUGAUUCAUAAUGCGGUUGGUCCGGUAUUUAUUGGUGGGGAUUUCAACACGAUUGUGAGAUUGGAUGAAAGAAGUGGUGGGAAUGGGAGAUUAUCUGAAGAUUCUUUAGCUUUUGGUGAUUGGAUCAAUGAUUUGUCACUCAUUGAUAUGGGAUUUAGUGGGAACCAGUUCACAUGGAAGCGAGGGAAGACAGAAAGCACAUUUGUCGCUAAGAGGUUGGACAGAAUACUAUGUUGUCCUCAGGCUAGACUCAAAUGGCAGGAGGCAAGAGUCUCACAUCUACCAUUCUUGGCCUCGGAUCAUGCCCCAUUGUACUUACAAAUUACACCAGAGACUCAAGGCAAUGCGUGUAGACGUCCAUUUCGAUUUGAGGCGGCUUGGCUGAAACAUAGUGAAUUUCAAGAUAUGUUAACGGCUUCGUGGGAUCGAGAGAUUGGGACUAGAGAACCUUUGGAGCGACUGGGAGUAAAACUUCGAAAGUGGAACAAAGAAGUUUUUGGGAGUGUUCAGAAAAGAAAGGAGAUGUUAGUUGUCGAAAUAAAAGAAAUCCAGACGAGAAUUGAGCAGAGUCAAACUGAUGAGCUGUUGGUGAAAGAAGGUGAACUCCUUAAGGAGUUUGAGAUAGUUCUUGAACAAUAA
Messenger RNA from Brassica napus (rape), 1476 nucleotides. RefSeq lists its product as uncharacterized. Lineage: Eukaryota; Viridiplantae; Streptophyta; Magnoliopsida; Brassicales; Brassicaceae. The transcript is spliced from 3 exons. The record is from RefSeq and is a predicted model, not a curated record. Gene Ontology annotation, molecular function: catalytic activity. The coding region runs from base 1 to 1476 and encodes 491 amino acids.